AUGCAAGCGCUCAGAAAAACAUCGUCGUUGCCUAAGACUUUAAAAACAUUGCUACUAAGCUUGGCUGUGUCUGAUCUGGGUGUAGGCUUACUUGUCCAACCACUGUAUGUUGCAAUUCUUGUGAUGAAAAUAAAACAAAACACAAACAGUACUGCUUAUUAUACAGUAGACGAAGCUUAUACAAUCCAGAAAAAAACAUUGGUAUCUGCUUCGCAUUUUGGUGUUUUUGGAUUAGCUGUGGACAGAUUCUUGGCCAUUCAUCUUCAUCUCAGAUAUCAGGAGCUUGUGACUCACAAACGUGUUGUUGCUGUUGUGAUCUCAGUCUGGGUGUUUAGUGCAUCAAUUUCCUUUCUACAUCAGUUGCAUAAUUCUGAUAUUAUGCAUGCGGUCAUUUUAUUUGUUUGUGUCGUAACUACAGGAUUGCUUUAUUGCAAGAUAUACGCAGCCGUGAGACACCACACAAAGCAGAUUCACCGUGACGCUCUGCAAGUACAACAGGCGACUCAGAAUGAAGAUAUGGCAAAUGCCGCAAGGCUGAAAAAAUCUUCACUGGCUACAUUCUACGUUUAUUUCGUGUACUUAGUUUGCUAUUUGCCAAUGUUUUGUGUUCUUUUUGCCAAGACCACUGGUGAAACUCCCUUGUUAUCUCAUUUAUUGCAUAUCACAUUGACUCUUGUGUUUCUCAAUUCAUCCCUCAAUCCCUUGAUCUACUGCUGGAAGAUGAGACACGUUCGACAAACUGUUUUGGAUAUACUUCGAAAUAUUUUCGCGAUUGGUCCACACUAAACAAAGGAUCUAACUGAGAAUAAAUUCUGCCUUUUUCUCUCUGAGUGGUGAAAAUAAUUCAAUGUUAUAGCUUUCCAGCAAUACAGUUGGAAAAAUGACACUGCAUGUAAAAGGGAACUGAAACCUCUUGUACUCUCUGUUUGAAGGCAAAGGGAUAAAUAUAUGAUCAAGUAUAAGAUCAUGAGAUUACAGUUUGCUUUGGAAUAAUUAACAAAUAACGGAAACUGUGAAAGUAUUGUUUAUCAAAGACAGAAAGAGGGCAAAAAGAAAACACUAGGUGGUUUAGGACGAAUGACGAGCGAUUUGAUAAACAGAGGGCCAAGUUUCCAAAUUUCAUGGGCAAAAAGUUCUGUGUAAAGGAAAGCCUCUUAAAAAGUUUACUAGAUUUUGUUAACCAUGGUGCAUGCAAUGAGGAAAACUAACUAAAGAGGAGAGAGAUCAAAACUAUGUCAAUAAAUCUUCCAUAGUAAAUGUAGCAAGAGUCUCGAAAAUAUUUACCAAUAUGACAACAACAACAACACAAUAGUAAUAAUAAUUAUUAUAAUAAAAAUAAUAAGAAGAAGAAUACUAAUAAGAAUAAUAAUGAGAAGAGAACAACACAGCCUAUUUGUUGAGAAAGACGAAAACUAGUAGUUUAUACUGUUGAGAAUAUAUAUUAAAAUACUUGUAAUUAAUUCAUAUCAAUAAAGUUUACGUGAAAAAGUUAAAGUGUUUUGAAGAAUGGAAAAAUAUACCAUUUAAUCAGGGUUUUUUUAAAUUGUCGAGUCCAGAAAUUACUGAAUAAGAUCACUACAUUUGAAAGUUUCAGACUGGGAAAGAAAGAGCUUUCCUGACAGCGAAACCGAUUGGAACAAAUGAUCGAUAGCUAAAUGACAUCAUAAUACUAAAAUACCAUAUUACGGAACAAGAAAGCAGUCAUAAUAUGGCUCCAAUAUCAAGCAAAGAGCUCUUGCUCUGAGAUUAAAAACUUAGAAUCAUAAUGUUUGACGAAACAAUUAAGUAUAAGGCCCAGGGCUGAACCUAAGUACACAGUUUCCUCAUGUCCUAGUUCAACGUCUUGCAAGCAACUCUCGGUACGUGCGUUUACAAUAAAGUUGAAACUUUGUACGAGACCGUACUUAAUGUUUCCAUAGGCAUUUAGAACGAGCGAGUCCAAAAAAGUAAAUAUUGUAACCAAUGAUAUAUAACACAACAACAGUAACAAAGUGAAAAUGAAAAAAAAAUUACAAAAUCGUAUAUUUUCCACUAUUCUUGAACUAAAAUGCGUUUUCUCCAACACAUUAAUUUUGCUGUUCGGUGGUUACGAGCGCUCUUUCAUAAGAUGAAAGUUCGCCCCCAAUUUCUGUUUCAAGGGAGGGAAGGAAGAAAAGUAUGCUCUUGUCAUUUAGCAACUUUUAACCGCAAAGAAAAACACAAUCCAUGCACACUUCAUACACACUGAAGUUUCUUUUUUUUUUGGCCUACAAUGUAACUUCUGAGUCCACCAGUAAAUGUGUGAGCCAAUAAAGACAAUAAAGUCUAAAGUUUUUACUACCUACAUUUAUCAUUUGUCAAGGAGGGGGUGAGGCUAAUUAUUGUUACAUCAGUUUUAUCCAAAAAAAAACAUUUUUCCACUUCCUCGCGUAUACGUGUAUAAGAAGACAUUUUACAAGGAAAUAAGCGAUUCUUUCGUUUAUUUGGUACGCAUUAAAUUGCGCGCAAUGAUGUUGUUUUUGAUACAUUUCAAAUAAAAUGAAAUUGAGAAAUAGUUGAUUGUCGUUUAAGGUAUAUAUAUAUUGCUUUUUGCAACAUGAUUGCUCAUCGAAUUGCCACGUCGUGUUGGCUGGUGUCGUAAAGUUGAGGCUACAAUGGAUAUUUUAAACAUUCUGAUCAUUUGCUACUGAUUAAACUUUGACACACAAUACAGUCCAAGACGGCAUGAUUUGUUUAAGUAACUACCUACUGUGACUUUGUUUAACACCCUAGCUAGCAAGUUUUUUCUAAUAGAUAAUUUUUUUUUGUUAUCUCAACUCCUCCCUGUGACUCGUCAUAGAUCGUUGUUUACCAAAAGGUCUGCCCCAUAUUGUUUGCAUGGGUCCAGUAAAUACAUUGGAUUGGUCUUCGACGUGAUAGUCGGUUUUUCCUAUAAACCAUCGUUAAACUCUUUCUUUGUGUAUGACUUUGUAUUAGCGAUUGAUUGCAACCAGCUGCUGUUAAUAGAGCGAUUUUCGUAUGACCUUGAAACGAAAACGCGCCAACAAAACACAAACAACAAACAAGCGGAAAUAGGGCGAUUUGAUUGGUUUAUCGAACGGAUACAAACCCGCGUGGCUUUUGGUUGGUUAAGCGAACGCCCAGGUGAAAAAACUUCACGCCCGAGAACUUUCUAGAAAUCAAUCGAUACUUCGGUUUGACGUCAUACUUCAACACGAUUGGCUAAUCGAACAAUGCCUUCUCCAUAUUAGGGUUUUCUUUGGCGGGAAAACGGAGAGGUCAUGUUUUGAUCCUUUCAUCCAUUGGCUGAUAAAACAAAUAACGAACACUUACCGAAACCAUUUUUUAAGGUCAUACGAAAAUCGUUCUACUUUAAUAUUGCUUCAGUAGUUUCAAUCUCUUCCUUUCUGACCGACGAACUUCAACACUUAGUUCGACCUAUCACGUUUCGGUUUAAAUGAAAAUAUAUUCACAUUACUGUGUGAUGAGGACGUCAUAUUUAAAUUCUGAAUUACGGGCACUAGUAAGACAUAGUUUUAAUUCCAAACAAGUGAAUAUUUCGGAUGCUAUGAGUACAACUUUAUGUUUUAAUGGAGAGAGAAAAUAUCGUCUUGUUUAUUAAAUGCGCAUUAAAUUGCGAGCAAUGAUGAACUUUCUUUGAUUAAACUAAAAAAACUGGGGAUAAUAUGAUUCACGUUUUGAUAGCUACCUCGGAUGAAUUUAAUACCACCAUCCAUUAAGUUAAUAAAGCAUAGUAUAUUGUUUUUGAAUACUUUUUUAAUAAAAUGAAAUUGACAGAAGCAUACUUUCUGAGUUGAUUGUAGCUUAAAACAUAUAUUGCUUUUUUGGAACAUGAUUACUCGCUGAAUUUCCACCUGGUGUUGGCUGGUUUCAUUAAGAUAAGACUGCAAUGAAUGUGUUAAACGUUAUGAUCGUUUGCAAAUGAUCAAGUCUGACACAUAUAACCUGAGAUCAGGCGUUAUUAUUUAUGAUGAUUAUUAUUAUUAUUUGCUUCUUUGCUUCUUUGGCGCGACAGGGAAAAAAAUAACGCCUGAUACAUUCAUUUAACAAGCCAUUAACCGCCCCCUAAUUUACAUAAUCUCACGUCCGCUUGACCUGUCAUGUUAUUAGCCAAUCAGCGGUUACCAGACGGGAAUCAAAUUUUUGUGGGAAUAAUGUCUCUUUCGCCGAAAUCAAUUUUAGGGAAGAGAAAAUUUUUAAGUACGUGCAGAUGGUGCUUCCUUAAAAAAAAAUUUAAAUUUUUUUUUUACCUUUAUUUAACAGCUACAACUAAUAAAGAAUUUACAAGCUCGUUGACUUCGUUCUGUAGCGAAAGCAGUGAAAAAAAAUUAGGCUGGAGCAUCAUAUUUCACAAACUGAAAAGUGCUGUGAAAGCGAAGAUCGCUCAGACUGAUUCGCAGGUUUCUGAAGGAGAAACUACAGUCAAACCAGGUCGAGAGUCCAUUCAUGAAUUGAUUAUUUGAAAAGUGAACCCGUUUGUCGCUUCUGUAACUUGUAGCCAGUAUCAAAUUGCAUUCAAAUGAUCGGCGAAUUUAUGACGGCAAUUUUUAGUAAAGGAUGAAAUGGAAAAUAUUUCAAUGUCGGAAAUUUCUAUUUAGACGUUCUUCAAAUUCAAGAAAACUGAGUUGGCAAAAAUUUCAUAACGAACUCGCGUGUGUAUUAACUGCUCAUUACGCAAGCAAAAUGUAGACUGAAAUCAACAACAACUAACGGAUGGCGGCGUUUUGGCCAAUCAAAACAGCGCAAAUCAUCCGUAUUGUUUCCUAUCCAAUCAGGAAAAAGUCUAGAUUCUGGCUUUUUUGCAUGUGAGAAAUGUAUCAUGCCCUCCUCCCGAAAACAGAUUACAGAGAUACAGGGAGAGGGCAGGAUCGCAGGCUAGACACAUGACCGAAUGAUUUGUCAAGUAACUACCCACUGUGUCUUUGUUUUAAAACCCUAGCUAGUAAGGUUUUUUUAUAGGUAAUAAGUUUUUUUUUUCUGAACCCCCAGUCCUAAGACUCGUCAUAAGUGGUAUUUAAUUAAAAUUUGUUCGUUUUUCUAAUUUUUACUUGAGUUCAGCAAACAAGUUGGAUUGAUGUCCGACCUAAUAGUCUGCUUUACCUAUAAACUAUCACUAAACUCUUUUUGUUUGACUGUUUAUCUGCGAUCCUUUGCAAACCAACUGCCUUUUCUAAUUUAAUGUUGCGUCAGUAGUUCAAAUAACUUUCUUCCCUUUGACUGACGAACUCUCAACACCUACAAAGCUCGAUCUUUCGCGUUUCUGUUAAAAGAAAAUAUAUUCAAAUUUCUAGCUGUGCAAUGAGGAGAACCCCGAGCAUUGCACUGAAAGUUUAAAUUUCAGAUAAGUUGAAAUUUUAUAUUUUAUGAGUGCGCUUCAGGGACUCUCUUAUACCAUUGGCUGUAUUUAUACCAGUCAAGAGGACGUCUAAGACGUCUUAGACCUUUAAGACGUUGCUUCUAAGCCUGUGUAUUUCUGAUCUAGGUGUAGGUUUUCUUAUCCAGCCACUCUAUGUUGCAUAUCUUACGAUGGAAAUAACUAAAAACAGUAAAAAGACUGACAACAUUAUUGCUUAUUGGGCUGUUGUUAAAGCAUAUGCCAUCCCUCACAGUUGA
Molecule: messenger RNA, 5613 nt
Organism: Porites lobata
Lineage: Eukaryota; Metazoa; Cnidaria; Anthozoa; Scleractinia; Poritidae
Source: the annotation of a GenBank genome assembly